CGCUUUCUUCACAUCUUACUUGUUCUUUCAAAAGCCCAGAAUCCACCAUUCCAUUUUAGCUGCAUUCUAAACUCUGAUCUCUCUUUUCCAAAUCCUAAGAAUUUAACUCACAAACCGAUCAUGGCUUGUUUAAAGGCCAUCAACCAUUUCCAGAUCCUCUCAUCAUCGAAUUCCACAAAACCGUUAAGUUCAGACGCCAAGAAAACCAUAUUCACCAAUAAAAGUCUGAACUUUGAUGCAAAAUUUUCGUCUAAAACCAGUUGGCAUCAAUUACGCCUUGUGCCCGUCAAUGUUGUGACGAAAGAGGAAAAAGACUUGGUCGCAGCUGAAACUAGUGAAAAGAAUGGUGAGGAGAAAGCAAUUAGUGGUGGAGAAGUGAAGGAAAAGGGCAGGAUACUAUCUACUCUACUGGAGGAUAAAGAAAGGUUGCUGAAUGCUGCAAUUGUACUUGGAGUUGGUACUGUUGCCAUUACCAAGUUGCUCUCCAUUGAUCAUGAAUAUUGGCACGGAUGGACCCUUUAUGAAGUGUUGAAGUAUGCCCCUGAGCACAAUUGGAUUGCAUAUGAAGAAGCUCUUAAAUCCAAUCCUGUUCUGGCUAAAAUGACGAUUAGUGGGAUUGUCUACUCUGUAGGAGAUUGGAUUGCACAAUGUUAUGAAGGGAAACCGCUUUUCGAGUUUGACCGACAGAGGAUAUUUAGAUCAGGUCUUGUUGGUUUCACCCUUCAUGGAUCGCUUUCUCACUACUAUUACCAAUUUUGUGAGGCUCUUUUUCCUUUCAAUGAUUGGUGGGUUGUCCCUGCCAAAGUAGUAGUUGACCAAACUCUCUGGUCUGCAGUUUGGAACAGCAUCUACUAUGUGGUUCUGGGGUUUUUGCGCUCUGAGUCCUCGGCUAGUAUAUUCGAUGAACUGAAGUCAACAUUUUGGCCUAUGUUAACUGCAGGAUGGAAGCUUUGGCCGUUUGCUCAUGUAAUCACCUAUGGCGUGAUUCCAGUACAGCAAAGACUUCUUUGGGUGGACUGUAUGGAACUUAUUUGGGUCACCAUACUCUCAGGGUUCUCAAAUGAGAAAUCAGAAGCACGGUUGUCUGAAGCAGCAGAAGAUGACACUAGCUAAGCAUCAAGCAAACCCAAGAAAUCAAGUUAAUCUUCAUCACUGCCUUCUGUCUCGGCUUUUGCAAGAUUGAGUAUGGCUUCGAACAUCCAAAUGGAGCAAGAAAGACGUAUGGGUUGUAAAGAUAACUGGUUUUCUUCCCCAAAUUGAUUGAGCAAAGCCUUGAACAUUAUGGAAGACAAACAUGAAACUGGUAUCAUGUACUUCUUGGAUUCUUCUCCAACAUGCACAGGGACAAAUCCUUGAGCACUUUUCUUCUUCCUUGUGACAUUGUUCUUGCUCUGCUCAGCCUCUCUAGUGGCUGUUUAUACACUUUAGCUUUUGCCAUCUCGGGUUAAGGGAAUAGGGUUUUUCUUUUCAGUGGGAAAAAAGAGAAAGGUGUACGUAAAAAUUGCUUAUUAUGCAUUAAUUGACCUUCAAAACCUGUGUUAUUUAUAUACAUGUCCACUUCAAAACCUGAUCCAAUCCCAUUAGGGGUCAAAUUUUACUUGAUCUCCGAAAUCCAGUGGGAGAAGAAGAUUAGACUACCCCACAAGUUUUAUUAAUCUCCUUAUCCCAUAUUUGUGUAUUGGACUUGGAAUACAAUAUGAAAUCUAUGUAAUUAAAGCCCCUUUGAGUUGCUUA
Molecule: messenger RNA, 1734 nt
Organism: Coffea arabica (coffee)
Lineage: Eukaryota; Viridiplantae; Streptophyta; Magnoliopsida; Gentianales; Rubiaceae
Product: protein SYM1
Cellular component (GO): cytoplasm; membrane
Source: RefSeq, a predicted model, not a curated record